Aspergillus alliaceus is the source of this 816-nucleotide messenger RNA. RefSeq names its product tubulin-folding cofactor B. Bases 1 to 816 code for a protein of 271 amino acids. The transcript is spliced from 3 exons. Gene Ontology annotation, biological process: cytoplasmic microtubule organization. Gene Ontology annotation, cellular component: cytoplasm; nucleus; microtubule plus-end. NCBI's taxonomy places the organism in Eukaryota, Fungi, Ascomycota, Eurotiomycetes, Eurotiales, Aspergillaceae. Gene Ontology annotation, molecular function: microtubule plus-end binding. The record is from RefSeq and is a predicted model, not a curated record.
AUGGCAUUCCAACCCACUCCGACAGAUGUUUCCGUCCUCAUUACCACAACUACUACAAAUGCCAAUUCUGAGCCCCAGUUCGUCACCGAGCGUCGUAUCACCCCAACAUGGACUGUGAUGCAAUUGAAGUCAAAGUUGGAAACAAUGACAGGAAUACCACCCAGUAAUCAGAAACUGAAAUUAAAAUCACCAGGACAUCUCGAUCAAUGGGUUGAGGUUGAUGAGAGCAUUAUUGGUGAUUGGGGGGUUAUGAAGGGCAGUGAGAUUGAGGUCCAUGAUUCCCGCCCUCCUUCCGCACGGCCAAACUUCAAUGAUCUAUCCUCGGUUGAGAAAUAUAUCCUUCCUACAUCUACCUACGAGUCCCUGCCCAAUUCAGUACUAGCCUGGAAAAAGCACCAGAAACUCGGUCGGUUUGAUCCAAAUGCGUUGGGACCGGAUGAAAUGUUACGCAAGCAGGCAAAGAAAGAUGCGGAGGAUGUUGAGAUUCGAGGUAUUGCUGUCUCCAAACGUGCUAUUAUCCUCCCAUCGUCUCCCCCACAUGUCCGGCGAGGAAUUGUUCGCUUUGUUGGGCCGGUGCCAUCCAUUCCCUAUCCCGGGGUGGAAAACCAAAGCGCUAAUUCCAGUGUUAUGCCUAUUUGGGUUGGAAUCGAGCUUGAUGAGCCUACUGGUAAGAAUGAUGGCAGUGUGGGCGGAAAGCGCUAUUUUACUUGCCCAAACAAGGCCGGUAUCUUCGUGAAACCCGAAAAGGUUGAGAUAGGAGAUUUUCCGCCUUUGGGACUAGACGAUUUGGAGGAUGAGACAAUGGAGGAGAUAUGA